UGACCGUGCAGCCCGGCACGGACGUGGUGGCCACCGGACAGAUGGGCGCCGACCCGUCGAUCCACGUCUGGUCGGCGGCCACCCUGGACACCCUGUCCGUGCUGAGUGGCGCCCACCAGCGGGCCGUCGUCAGCGUGGCCCUCAGUCAGCAGGGCUCCGUGCUGGCCAGUAUCGGCGGCGACGACCACCACACGCUGUUACUCUGGAACUGGCAGACCGGCCAGAAACUGGCAUCAGCCAGAGGUCACUCGGAGAAGGUGUUUGACCUGGCCUUCGACCCAACCAACCCCCACAAGCUGAUGACAGUCGGAGUGCGCCACAUUCGCUUCUGGACCCGUUCCGGAGGCGGGCUGACCUGGAAACGCGCUGUGCUCGGAAAACUCGAUAACCAGGACACGAUGCUGUGCUGCGCCAUGUCCGGGGACGGGUCCAGUUUCAGCGGCGGCGCGUCCGGCACCGUCUACAGCUGGUCCAACGGCCGGGUGGCCACCUCCGUGAAGGCGCACCGCGGACCCGUCUACUGCAUCGCCACACCGCAGGAGGGGUACCUGACCGGCGGCCAGGACGGUUACGUCUGCCUCUGGGACAACGAGUUCUCCCGCUGUCUCAAGAUCUUCCCGAUCAGUAACGCUUACGUCACUGCGGGUCACAUGACGCUGACGACCGACCACCCGUCCAUCCGGGCCUGCGCCAUGGGCAUGGGAAGAAUCGUGGCCGGGACGCAGCGCGGAGAGAUCGUGGAGAUCUACGAGGAUGGCAAUAUCUGCGUCACCAUGGCGGGUCACGGCCGCGGCGAGGUGUGGGGUCUGGACACCCACCCCACCACGCUGGAGUUUGUCACCGUCAGUGACGACCACUGGAUGCGAGUCUGGAACCGGUUCAGCGGCGCGCACAUGACCGACCUGCGACGGCCGGCGCGCAGCGUGGCCUACAACUCGGACGGCUCCUGUUUGGCCGUCGGAUUCCUGGACGGCAGUGUGAGUCUGUUCUCGUCGGACAGUCUGCUGCGCGCGGCCACCGUCCACCACCGCGACUCUCAGGUCUCUGCCGUCCGCUGGUCGCCGCGGGCCGUCCGCGGCCGGGGGUUUCUGGCGGCCGCCUCUCAUGACGACGUGGUGGACCUGUACCACUGGUCGGAGGCCGGACAGUUGCGCCGCGUGGCCGUCUGUAAGGACGCAUCCAGCUACAUAUCACAGGUGGACUGGCUGGAGGACGGACGGCUCAUCCGCAGCAACUCAGGAGCCGGCGAGCUGCUGUACCACGACUGUCCGGCCGGCCGCCGGCAGCUGGUGCCGAACUCCGUGGAGCCGCUGCUGGACUGGCACACGGAGACCUGCGUGCUCAGUCCGAGUCUGGCCGGAAUCUGGGCGCCGGAGGAUGACUUCACCGACAUUAACGCGGCUGACCGCAGCCCCGACCGGACACUAGUGGCCACCGCCUGUGACGACGGAGGGCUCAUCAAACUGUUCAGAUACCCGGCCAGGGAGAAGUUCUGCCGGUUCCGCAAGUACUCCGGCCACAGCAGUCACGUGACCAACGUGCGCUGGUCGUACGACGGCAAGUACCUGAUGUCGGUGGGCGGCGCCGACUGCGGGGUGUUCGUCUGGAGCCGCGUGCAGAGCACAGAAGUGGCGCCCGGCUACACCAACCCGCUGGACCCCGACUCUGGGGACGACCUGGCCGUGCACGACCUCGAGCUGACUGCGUCUCACGGCGCUCCGGCCGGCGGCGAGUCGGGCCGGCCCGUGUCCGCCCUGCCCCGCCACCUGACUGAGGACCGGCUGACGGCGCUCUACCUCCAGUCGGGAGAGGUGUACGCGGUCGUCACCCGCACCAGUGUCGUCGGCUACAACAUCGAGAAGGGUAAUCAGGUGCUGGGUAUCCAGCACGAGGCGCCGGUGCUGGGCAGUGCGGCCGUCUCCACCAGCGAGUCGCACCUGCUGGCCGUCUCUGAGCGGGACGACUGCUCGUCUGUGACGGUGCUGGACCUGAGCCGAGACGCCGACACCAUCGGCAUGCUCCGGGCGCCCAACUCCCAUGCGGAGGACAUAUUCCGGAUGCGGUUCUCCGACAGUGGUCGGUUCCUUGUCUGCUGCAUCCACAAAAAUGGACAUUACCUUCUCAGAGUGUGGAACUGGAAGAAAGCGAUGCAGGUGGCUCAGACACAGGUGAGCGGAACUCUCCUGGACGCCGACUUUUCACCCUCGGACGACCUCAAGCUCACCGUCCUCUGCUCCAAACAGGUGCUGUUUGGUAAGAUAGUGGGCGUGGCCAUUCAGCUGCAGAAGGGCUACAUCCCGCGGAAGAAGAAGGGCUCUGACCGGAGGUUCCUCUGUGUGGCCUGCGGACCGGAUCACGUGUCGUACACGGGAACCAGCGACGGCCGACUGCUGGUCUGGAAGGGACCCAUCAUGUCGCAGGUGGUCGAGGUGACCCAGCACGGACCCGUCACCUCUGUCAGCGUCAACAGGAGCGGCUCGGCGCUGCUCACCGCCGUUAGGACCGUGCAAAACACGGUGGCCCUGCACCGCUGGACCACCUCCGUAGCCGUGGAGUGGCACUACAGUCUGGAGGUGCCCGAAGACGCACACAUCGAGUCAGUCAGCUGGGCCAAGGGCCACGUGCUGCUCACCACCGUGGCAGACAAGAAGGGACACGUCAUCGAGGUCAACAUGAAGGAAAAGAAACACCGGGAGCUGAUGGAAGUGAUGCUCUGAGUAUGUGACGUGACGUGAUGUGAUGUGAGGACGUGACGUGGCAUGACGGAAGAAUGUGGAGUGGCUCAGGCUGGGAGAAAUGUUCCGUGGAGUGUGGACAGUGCGCCGUUCUGAAAACGAAACACCUGAAUACGAAUGCUUCCGAGGACAAGCGUUUCGUCCACUGGAUGCUCUCCUUCUAUUGAAAAUAGUGAUUAUGAGGUAUGUUGUGAUGA
This is a messenger RNA of Amphibalanus amphitrite, 2932 nucleotides long. Its product is annotated as echinoderm microtubule-associated protein-like 6. Gene Ontology annotation, molecular function: protein binding. The transcript is spliced from 16 exons. The record is from RefSeq and is a predicted model, not a curated record. NCBI's taxonomy places the organism in Eukaryota, Metazoa, Arthropoda, Thecostraca, Balanomorpha, Balanidae. Bases 42 to 2717 code for a protein of 891 amino acids.